AUGGAGAUAAAUCUCUUUUCCAGCGAAAUGGGCUUGCAAGAGUGUGUUGAGAGAUACCAUGGUGAUAAUUUCAUAAGUCGAUUACCCGAUGACAUUCUCCUUGUUAUCCUAUCUUUCCUCCCAUUGAAAGAAGCUGGGCGAACAAGUGUUCUUUCAUCUCGUUGGAGAAACCUGUGGAGUUACACUUUACAUCUCAACUUUGAUGACCAUAACUCGAUGGAGAAGAUUAUGGAGGAUCCAGAAUUUGGCAAUGAGAGUGUUGAGAGGGAAAAGUAUGUAAAGUGGGUGGAUUCGGUUCUCCAAUCACACCGAGGGUCCACUGUGAAAGAAUUAAGAAUAUGCUUUAGUUUAGUCAAAUCAGCCACAAAGUCAAUUACGAAGUGGCUGGAAUUUGCUUUUGAGAGGCACACUGAAAAGUUGGAGUUGAACCUUUCAGAUGGUGUCGGUAGUCAUCACCCAGAGGAAAUGUACGUGUUUCCUCAAGAGUUAUGCAGUUCAGACCGUCUUUACAAAUCUAGUGGAGUUUUCAACUUUAAGCCCAUAAAAAUAUUGUUCUUGGGCUGUGUUCUGGGGCUUCUAUCGAUGAUCAAAUUCCCCAUGAUGCCUAAACUUAAGAAGUUGGUCAUCAUUGGUAAUUUAAGUGGUGUGGACUCGAGUCUUCUUGGCCUAGCUGAUUUUAUCAAUGCAUCUCCCAACCUGCAAGAAUUUGAGAUACAGCAAAGGUGGUAUAAAGCUGAAAGGUCAAACAACGAAAUUCAGAAGGGAUUGAAGCACUUCCCACUGCACCAGCACCUGAAUGUUCUUCGUUUUUUAGGUUAUUAUGCUUGCCCGAGUGAUUUUGAAUUAGUCAAUUACUUGUUGGAAAGCUGUGUCGCGCUUCAGGAAAUCUUUGUUGAUACCCAAUCUCAGCUACGUUUGGCCUACAAUCCACUUGAUUCUAAACAGUUAGAAUUGGCUGAAAUAGCAAAGGUUUACGCCAAACAGCAGCUGGAGCCGCUAGUACCUAAGCACAUUAGGUUAUUUAUAUGCUAA
Striga hermonthica is the source of this 1032-nucleotide messenger RNA. The record is from the annotation of a GenBank genome assembly. Lineage: Eukaryota; Viridiplantae; Streptophyta; Magnoliopsida; Lamiales; Orobanchaceae.